This is a messenger RNA of Dictyostelium discoideum AX4, 1701 nucleotides long. RefSeq lists its product as hypothetical. The record is from RefSeq and is a predicted model, not a curated record. The transcript is spliced from 2 exons. Bases 1 to 1701 code for a protein of 566 amino acids. NCBI's taxonomy places the organism in Eukaryota, Evosea, Eumycetozoa, Dictyosteliales, Dictyosteliaceae.
AUGUCUUCAAAUACUCAAACUGUUCCUAUAAAUCAAACUCAAUUUUCACACCCUCCACCGCCUCCCAGUAAUUUUGGUUGGAUAUUUGCAUUAUUUGGUGCUAUAAUUGGUAUUCCAUCUUCAAUUAGAAAUUUAGCAAUUAAAUUGAUUCUAACACUUAUUUUUGUUCCUUUGCUAACAAUAAUUGCAAUACUAAAUCCAUCAUUACAAUUAUAUUUAACAGAAAGAAAGAUUAGUAUAUGUUAUUACUGGUCGUCUCCAUGGUUUUGUACUUCCCCAAAACAACUUUUACCAAUGAAUUAUAGUGUUAUAAUUGAUAUUAAAUCAAUUUUGUCACUUAAAGAUGGAUGGGAAAUAGUAUCAGAUGGUGGGCAAUUUUCAAAAAAAUUUUUAAACCAAGAUGCUGAAUAUCAAAAAAUAUUAAUAGCUAUAACAGGGGAUUAUAAUAGUGGUAAAACUUGGUUUUUAAAUAAUUUAGAGAAUACUAAUUAUCAAUCUUCAUACCAAAAUGCUACACCUGCAUUCUCAUUUGUUGAAUCAUCAAUUUCUCCCUAUGUUUAUAUGGAUACUCAAGGUUUAAAACGAUUAGCAUCUUCUUCAAUUCGUGAUGAUAGCAGUAGACAUAGUAUCAAGGAUAUCAAAGCCCUUGAUAGUUUGGUUUCAGAUUCAUACAAUGUUCCUAGCAUUAUUUUUGAAGUUAGAGAUACUGGUAAUAAUGAUGAUUAUUGUACUCAGGAACAAAGACAUGAAGAGUAUUUUCAAGAUCAAGUUAUUCCAAAAAAAGUUGUUGUUGUUCAUAAUUUUAAAAAUUUGGAAACAAUAUCUGAAGUUGAAAAAUACAUUCGUGACGACAUUAUUAAUCCUGAAAUUGGGGGUCAAUUAGUCAUUAGUUCAACUCCAGGAACCAUUGGUUGCCAAUACUGGUAUGUUGGUAGAAUUUACCAUUUCGUUGUUGCUAAAGGAGGAUCAAAAGCAGGAAAAUUUUAUAACAAAUGUACAUUUGAUCUCAUUAGAUCAACUAUUCUUACCAAUCAAGCUUAUGUACCAAAAAUAAAUAUUUUAAAUUCUCUCAUAAUAAAUAUAGAGCAAUCUCUAAGAAAUAAUUUAAGAGAUCCAAAUUUACCAAAAGAUGGAUUUGUAAAUGUAAAGAAGGAUUCAUGGAAACUCUUUAGUUUUGUAAGAAAUAUUUAUAAUCAAUUUUCUUCCAAACCAGAUCCUGAUGAACCAAUUGACAUUGAAACUAAUCCAUUUAAAUUAAUAAUAGAAAAUAACAAAAUUAAAUUAACCAACUCUUCAUUUGAUUUGGAAUUUGCUUUUAAAGAUAGCUGUGGAUUUAAAAAUAUUGAUUUUAAUCCACAAUGUGACGUAACUUUUAAUGAACUUGAAAAUAAUUUCGGAAUUACAUGUGAUCUUCCAAAUUCAUAUAUAAACUGGAGUUGCUCAAAAAACAAUCCUAACAUAGUUUUUCUCUAUUAUGAAAGAAAAUCUCCAACAUAUUCAACCUCACAUAUUAAAAAUAAAAUUAAUCGUAGAACAUAUAUUAAACAUAGAAAAUAUUUUGUAAUUCCAACAAAGCAUUGGAUUACUUGUAAAAGUUUAAUUUCAACUGCUGUAUAUAAAGAUGGUACUGCCCAUGUAUCACUCUCUGAAGAUAGUACUGUUGUUGCUGGGUCUCCAUUCCCAAAAGAUGAUAAUAAUUAA